AUGAAUGUACAACUAUGUACCCGUUCCUUGCUAAUAGGCUUUCUCCUUCUCACAGGGCCCCUGAUGCAGCCUUCUGAUGGGAAGGGGCUGCAGGAAAGCAGCAUCUGCCAGUGGGUACAGCCCAGAGGGUCAAGGAAUGGACCAGGGCCUUGGCAGGGAGGUCGGAGGAAAUUCUGCCGCCAGCAGCUGCGCCUCUCCCAUAAGGGCCCCAUGCCUUUCUGAAGCAGGACUGACUGAUGGGACCCCCAAGUGCCCGCCCCCUGUAGUUCUCUCUGCUCCAUAGAUUGGUCUGCUUCUCUGGAGCUCUCACAUCCAUCUGCAUCUUGCACCUGUUCCAGCUGCUGAUGGUCCCGGCUCUUCUCACCCACCAGCUUCCCUGAAUGGCAUGGUCCUGCCCUACUUUGGAUGAUUCCCUUUCUCCAAGACCCAUUUGGCCCAUCUUCCUGGUUCCUCUCCAGACUGACUUUGGAGACCCAGUACUGGAAGGCCUUCUUUGCCUUCCUUCUUCUCUCAGGCUCUCCCCACACUCUACUCCCUCCCUUUACCAUCUAGAUGCCCCAGGCCCUCACUUGGCCCUUCCUUCCUCAUGUAUGCCCUGAGGUCUGGGUAGAAACACUCUCUUCUUCAAUUGGCUCCAGCAAAUCCCAUGUUUACUUGUUACUGGGACCCUUCGGCCUGGUCUCCAGGAGAUGAACACAGAAAUGAGCAAUGAGAGAUUCUUCUUAGGAGGUCUGGGCAUCUGGAAUCUAGACAGGGGCAUUGGAAGGUGUUGGAACUCUGAGGAAAGAGGGCUGAAACAUGGGAGAAGAGGAGGAAAAGCUGGUGGGGCUUCUUCUUCAUUCCCAUGUUUGAUGCAGUGAAGGAAGAGACUAGAGAGGGUCCCACGAUGUACUCUGUCACUUCGCUCACCGUUCUGCAUCUCUUAACACUCCCUUCUCCUUCCCACCCCCAGCUACUUCAAGCUCCAGCUCAGGAGGGCAGGGCUCUGGGUCUGAGAUGGCUCUAUACCCUCCCAGAAACAAAAGCCAUGCAGGAGAAUUGUUUUUGCCAAGAAGCACAGAAUAUCACAGCUGAAAGGAACCUCAGAGGUCACUUAGCUCCACCCCUUUAUGCAAACUCCUGCCAAAAAAACAGAGGCCUGGAAAGGGACAGUGACCUGUUCAGGGUCACCGGAGAGCUAGAAUGAAGACUCAGGUCUUACCAUGUCUACACUUUAUCAUAUCUUUGCCCCUCUUUGUGAUGUCUUUUCAAAACAAAUGAAGUGCCUUUUCCCGGGUUUGGGGCUGGGGGUGGCUGGGAAGGGAAAGGCAGGCUGGCUGUGAACUGCCCUGUCAUGGGGAUGGAGCUGCUCCCUUCUCCCUUGCUGGUUUCAUUCCCCAACCUGGGCUGAAAAGUUCUAGAACUGACCAGCUACCCCUAUUCCUGUAGCACUCCCAGGCCUGGGAUAUUUUCACAGGGGCAGGACAGGCACCUUCACUGUUUUUCAGGAGACAGGAGGUGGCCCUAGGUAAUUAGGCUCUAUAGCUUUCCUUUCUCUGGCACCAUCUCCCCACUCCCUCUAGCUUGGUGUUUAUUGGACCUUCCCUCACCAUGGCCUAUGCUUGGGGAAAGUGGAGAAGGAAGCAUAGAAGAGAAGGAAAGGAAGAGCAGAAAGAAGGAAGAGAAGAAAGAGAUGGGAGGAAUUGCAGGUGGGAUAGCACACCCCAGGAGGCCCCAUCUUCCAUGAGGGGUCUUCCCUAGACCUUCCCUGUAGUGGGCUUUCUUGCUUUAUGUCUAGAUAAGUUUCCUUCUCAGAGGCCUCCCAGGAAGGAGAAGAAGGAAGACGAGAGCCUGAUGCCCACCUACACAUAUGUAGGGACAGAGGGAGUCAGGGCUCUCCAAGUCCCAUAAUAACCACCAAUGUUUGCCUAUCUCUUUCCCCAUAAACCCCUGACCUCUGCUGCUGCUAACACUACUACUGCUGUUGCUGCUGCUGCUGCUUCAAGGCCCACCCCGGGGAGAUGGGCUGGGCACCAGCCUCCCCCCACACCCCUCAGGCAAGCAGUGGGGGUUGGCCAGUGCCUGGAAAGUCUCUUCUGCCACUGAUGCCCCCUCCAGGAACUGGGCCUUCUUCCCCAUCAUUCUUGCAUCUCCUGCCUUAUCAGCCUGCUAUGAUCUGUAGCCAAGCCUGGCCCCAUGGGGAGGGGGAGAAAAAGGGGAUGGCUGAGAAAGAUGGCAGAUGCCAGGGAGAGGAGGGUAGUGGGUGGGCUGGGGGGAGGGGGAUGUCUUAUUUAAAGUGAUUGUUUAUGAUUCUUAUACUAAUUUAUACAAAGAUAUUAGGCUCUUUUCAUUAAGAAUUUGUCCCCUUCCCAUAAUUGUGUUUGUAAAGAUUGUUUGGUGUAAAUAUGUCUUUACAAUAAAGAAUUAAAAGCUGACAAUUAGCCUUUACCUUGGGAGGUCAUGUUCAGGAGGGGAGUUCCUCUCGCCUGAGGUAUAUGAUUGUGCCCGUGCAUGUACAGGGAUGACAGGGAUGUAAGUGCCUGUAUUCCAAAAAGUUUCUAGGUCAACUGGCCUCAAACCAAUUUGACACAAACUUGUGAAAGUAAUCUCUAUGCCUAAUGACCAGUUCACAUAAAAUUCAGCCUACUUUUGAAUGCUUUGGCAUCAGUU
This is a messenger RNA of Choloepus didactylus (southern two-toed sloth), 2649 nucleotides long. It is a transcript of the gene APLN, whose product is annotated as apelin. NCBI's taxonomy places the organism in Eukaryota, Metazoa, Chordata, Mammalia, Pilosa, Megalonychidae. Bases 1 to 222 code for a protein of 73 amino acids. The transcript has 3 exons. Gene Ontology annotation, molecular function: hormone activity; apelin receptor binding. The record is from RefSeq and is a predicted model, not a curated record. Gene Ontology annotation, biological process: signal transduction.